UCACUCUUUCUGAAUCAUGCGUCUGUCCUGGAUUCUGCUCUUGACCACAGUGUGUGUGGUGUGUGGCGAGUCUCCACCUCGCGCUCUGUGGCAGUUUGGCAAAAUGAUCACCUGUGCGCAGCCGAACGUGAAUCCUUUCAUUUACAACGAGUACGGCUGUUACUGCGGGUUUUCUGGAUCUGGCUCGCCCAAAGACCAACUCGAUCAAUGCUGUCUGGUGCAUGAUAAGUGUUAUGAGAACUCUAGGAAACUUCCAGAAUGUCCCGGUUUAGUCGACCUGCCGUAUGUCAAAGUGUACAACUUCAACUGCUCUGACAAAACCAUCACCUGCUCAGCCUCCAAUGAUAAAUGCCAGGCUGCAGUGUGUGAGUGUGACCGAGUCGCUGCAAACUGCUUCGCCCAGCAUCAUCACACUUACAACCCCGACUACAAAAACCUUCCGAGCGAAGUGUGCAAGAACUGAGAGGCACUGAACCUGGAGACUAAACACCACACCGACUCCAUCAACUAAACACCACACCGACUCCACCAACUAAACACCACACUGACUCCACCAACUAAACACCACACUGACUCCACCAACUAAACACCACACCGACUCCAUCAACUAAACACCACACUGACUCCACCAACUAAACACCACACUGACUCCACCAACUAAACACCACACCGACUCCAUCAACUAAACACCACACUGACUCCACCAACUAAACACCACACUGACUCCAUCAACUAAACACCACACCGACUCCACCAACUAAACACCACACUGACUCCAUCAACUAAACACCACACCGACUCCAUCAACUAAACACCACACCGACUCCACCAACUAAACACCACACUGACUCCAUCAACUAAACACCACACCGACUCCAUCAACUAAACACCACACCGACUCCACCAACUAAACACCACACCGACUCCAUCAACUAAACACCACACUGACUCCACCAACUAAACACCACACCGACUCCAUCAGCUAAACACCAAGUGCACAUAAUGAAUAAAGAAUAAAGCAAACUCUGA
This is a messenger RNA of Ictalurus furcatus (blue catfish), 1029 nucleotides long. RefSeq names its product phospholipase A2, group IB (pancreas) (gene pla2g1b). Gene Ontology annotation, molecular function: calcium ion binding; phospholipid binding. NCBI's taxonomy places the organism in Eukaryota, Metazoa, Chordata, Actinopteri, Siluriformes, Ictaluridae. Bases 17 to 463 code for a protein of 148 amino acids. Gene Ontology annotation, biological process: lipid catabolic process; phospholipid metabolic process; arachidonate secretion. The transcript has 4 exons. The record is from RefSeq and is a predicted model, not a curated record.